AUGGUCAAUGUCGUCUCGGUGGUCGAGGCUCGCGGCAUCACAGCACAGGAGAACAUUCACUCAGCUCAAGAACAACCAGCGGCCAACGACGCGGGCCAUGUCGUGACCGCAAUCGAGUUCCAAGACUGUGCGACGUUCUACCGUCCGGACAACUUGGUGCUCCGCCAAGACAACCCGUACUCCUUGUUGGCGGACCAGGAGGACGACACGAAUGAUGACGACAUGGGCGGCUCGGUGAUGACACCGCUCCGCGUCCACUGCUCGACCGACUCCACGCCAGCUGCCCGCUACAAACGGCACGUCAGCACCGACGACGACGACUACAAAGCGCUUCAAGAAGCCUUGGAGACGAACGCAUCCAAGACCGCCGUGAUUGCGGCGACGAUCAACCAAUCACCGCACUUCUUCAUGACGCUGCUUAACCAGGAACCCGAGUCGGCUACACCACUUGGUCACGUGCGCACGUUGCAACGGUAUGUCGCGACGCGUGCUUCGUCUAUGCCCGAACAAGACGCUCUGCACAAGCUUGACCAGCUGCUCAACACCGACAGCCACCCGACGAGUAUGGUCCGAAGCCUCUUCGGCGACGGAGUAGGGCUCACGGCACGUGUCGCUCUCGCUGACUUCGACCUCGUCCUCUUGAUGCUUGCUCCCGAACUCUACUCAAACGACGCUGCCAUUGGCCACUUCAUCAACGCAGUGCCAUCGCGGCUUCGCCAAGACAUGCUCACGGACUGGACGCUCGCGCAGCUGCUGCAAUGCCCGGCCGACGUUACUAAGGUGGCUGCAACCGCUGCCGCCCGGCGUCCUCCGGCCGCCACCACUGCACCGUCUUCGCUUCCGUCUCUGUCUAUCUGCUCGCUCAACACCAACAACAUCACCAACAAGAUCUCGUACAUCCUCAACACAUUCUCGCUCUCGCAUGACGUCGCCUUCUACCAAGAGACGCGUUUUCCAAACAUCAACAAGCAGGACUCUGCGGCUAACGCCUGGUCUUCAAGGACAAACGGCGAUGGUCGCUGGUUUUGCUGCUCUCCUCGCUUCCCCUUGACGCCAACGGGUCUGUCGUGCCGUGGCGUUGCCACCACGGUACACCCGACAAGCGCGCUUCACGACCUCCACAUCGUCGCUGGUCAUGACGCGCCACCACUCGUCAACCGCUAUCUCCUCGUCUGCGGUCGUCUCGAUGAUCGCACAGUUUACCUACACAACGUCUACGCGCCGGCCGAGCCCCCAAACCGACCGGCAUUCUUCGACGCACUGCCGCGUGACUUUGCAGCCGACGCGUUGCACAUCAUCGGUGGCGACUUCAAUGUCACACUCAGCGAUGCUCUCGACGUCUCCAACCCAUCUGCUGCAACUCGUCGCGGCCGUCGCGAGCUCAUCAGCUGGCUGAACGCGCUUGCGGUGGUCGACAUCUUCCGUCAUGUCAACCCGACACUCUGCUCGUACACCAGCCCGACUACGAAGACACGUAUUGACUACAUUUUCGUCUCGCGCCCACUCGUCGACGCACCACAUGUCGUGGCACGUCAUGUCUUUGGCACUACCAAGUCGAACCACGCCGCCGUUGCCGCCCAUAUCGCCGAUACGACGCCGGCCGGGAAAGGGCCUUGGAAGAUGCCACCUUGGCUUCUCGAUGACCCCGAGGCUGCCGACACGAUUCACGCGCAUCUUGACACGUUUCUCGCGACAGCACGCCUCGACGAAGACCUUGGCAGACAUUACGACACCAUGCUCUUCUCGCUUCGCCAUCAACUCUGCCUGCUGCACGCGGUACGCGUAGCUGAAGACCGCGCAGAACUCAAGGAACUGGAACGCCGCUUUGCUCAGUCGAUGUACGAUCUCAGCCGGCAUUGA
Molecule: messenger RNA, 1860 nt
Organism: Saprolegnia diclina VS20
Lineage: Eukaryota; Oomycota; Saprolegniomycetes; Saprolegniales; Saprolegniaceae
Exons: 3
Coding region: 1-1860 (619 amino acids)
Biological process (GO): base-excision repair
Cellular component (GO): nucleus
Molecular function (GO): DNA-(apurinic or apyrimidinic site) endonuclease activity; phosphoric diester hydrolase activity; double-stranded DNA 3'-5' DNA exonuclease activity
Source: RefSeq, a predicted model, not a curated record